AUGCUAGGGCUGCUGCUGCUGCUGAACUGGGGGCCGUGUGGGCACCUUGUCCCCCCACCCAGGCUCGAGUUGGCGGUCAGUGCGGCCUUCCUGCACUGCAGUGGGCUGGGGGCAGGGAGGGAGCCCAGCCCUGCCGUGGGUGACGCUGUGGCCCCCUGGGGGCCACUGACCCGUGGGGCCGUGACGCUCAGCCACACUCCCGUCGUCACGGAGAUGUCAGGCGGGACGCUGCGCCGGGAAGCAGGGGCCGGGUAUGGGCCUCCAGGAGUGGCUCCCAAGAAGCUGCCUGGUCUCAGAGGCAAGCCCGCACCCGGCGCUGACAAGACUCUGGUAUGGACGGUGGCCUCUGGCCUCCUGCUCUUCCUGGGGCUGCAUGUAGGGGCCUGGCCCAGCCUGGGGCCUCCCCAAAGUCCCUGUGUGCAGUGCCGCCGCCCCGCCCGGCCCCCUGCUGUCCCCCACCACACAGGGGAGCCGUGGGGGCUGCUGCCCUGCGUGCACCCUACUGUGGACAUCUCCAUCCUCAAAGGCGAGAAGGGCGAGCCAGGGGUCGCAGGUCCCUCUAGCAGCAGCGGGAAGGAGGGUCUGCCAGGCGCCCGCGGCCUCCAGGGCCGCAAAGGCCAGAAGGGGCAGGCAGGGCCACCGGGCUCCCUGUGUCCACGCACCUGCGCGGCCUUCUUGGUGGGCCGGCGGGAGGGCCUGCACAGCACUGACCGCUUCCAGGCCGUGCCCUUCGACACGGAGCUGGAGAACCUGGAUGGGGCCUUCCACCUGCCGUCCGGCCGCUUCCUGUGUGCCGUGCUGGGCGUCUACUUCCUGAGCCUCAGCGUGCACACGUGGGACCACAAGGAGACCUACCUGCACAUCAUGUGCAACGGGCGGGCCGCCGCCGUGCCGUGCCAGCCCAGCGAGCGCAGCGUCAUGCAGACCCAGAGCCUGCUGCUGCCACGCGCCGGCAACGCCGUCUGGGUGCGCGUGUUCCAGCGUGACCGCGACAACGCCAUCUACGGCGAGCACGGCGACCUCUGUAUCACCUUCAGCGGCCACUUGGUCAAGCCAGCCACGGAGCUGUAG
Messenger RNA from Lontra canadensis (Northern American river otter), 1071 nucleotides. RefSeq names its product C1q and TNF related 8 (gene C1QTNF8). The record is from RefSeq and is a predicted model, not a curated record. NCBI's taxonomy places the organism in Eukaryota, Metazoa, Chordata, Mammalia, Carnivora, Mustelidae. Gene Ontology annotation, molecular function: protein binding.